AGCGCUAACAAAGAGAUCCAGCAGAACAGGGUCACGGAACCGCAGCGCCUGCUGCCGUAAACAUCAGCUUAAAAGCAGGACACGUUGUUGGUCGAGCAUGCCCAGUAACGCUCAACUUCUGGAGUCUGACGAUACCGAACCGGAUCUCCCGGUACUGGUACAGAGCCUGAGUGGGUUGAGCCUCCUAGAUGAUGAGUAUCAACUGGAACCACAUGAUUCGUCUCAUCUGGGUGUCCUGGGUGCGGUUUUGGACCUCCAGCCGUUGUCCCAAACUGGCUCAGAAGAUGAGACCAUCAACAACAACAUUAUCAGACAUGAUGGUGAUCUGGACCAGCUGAGGGCCCGGGUCUUGGCUCUAGAACUCAACGACAUUGAGGCCCCAGGGUCGGGCGGGCUCUUCCAGGACGGGCUGGGCGAGUCUCAGGGCCACCAGGAUCAGGGGAGGAUGAUGAUGUUGAUGAUGAUGAUGCAGGAGGGUGAAAGGUCUUCACUCAACACCAGGAGGAAGAGUGUCAACACUACUGAGUGUGUGAUGGUGCCCACAUCUGAACAUGUGGCGGAAAUAGUUGGCCGACAGGGUUGUAAGAUCAAGGCUUUAAGAGCGAAGACCAACACCUACAUUAAAACUCCCGUGAGAGGAGAGGAGCCAGUGUUUGUAGUGACCGGAAGGAAGGAGGAUGUUGUCUUGGCCAAACGUGAGAUUCUAUCAGCGGCCGAACAUUUCUCCCUUAUCCGAGCGUCGCGGAACAAGCUGUCGCCAACCCCGGGGCUCAGCAGUAUCCCUUCUAGCCAUCCAGGCCAGACCACCAUCCAAGUCAGAGUGCCAUAUCGAAUGGUUGGGCUUGUGGUUGGACCGAAAGGAGCAACUAUUAAGAGGAUCCAGCAACAGACCCACACUUACAUCGUCACGCCGAGCCGCGAUAAAGAACCAGUGUUUGAGGUGUCCGGCAUGCCUGAGAACGUAGACCGAGCACGUGAGGAAAUUGAGGCCCACAUAGCUCUACGUACCGCCGGGAGCGUGGAUACUAUCGUAGAUGACAACGACUUCCACUACAACGGCAAGGAUGUCGGCUUUGAGUCGGGCAGCCAUGGAGCCUGGCUCGUCUCCAGCGGUGUGUCAAACUUCAACGCUAACAGCUUCCGCAUCAACGGUGCAGGGUACCGCAACGACAGUUCCAGCUCCCUCGGAAGCAACUCCAGCGAGUCUUACUACAGCGGCAAAGGUAGUGGAAAGGCGGAUCUUAGCCCUACCAGUCCGUAUGGCAGUGGUGGUGCCACCUUCUGGUUUGGUGAUACCCAGAUAGCCAUGGGAUCCGAAGAGUCUGUGGGAUACGACGGGCUGUCAGUGACCGCUCCAUCUUCCAAUCAGCAGCAGACCUUGUGGAGCACCAGUUUGCCAACUACACCACGGCUAUCUCCUUCCCUCCUUGCCCGUAUGUCUCCAUCUCUUCCCAAGGCUUUGGAUCAUCCGCUGGUUCGGUUGAUGCAGGAGAAUUCCCAGAGCCUCCCAGCCUUUGGUUCCGCAUUCUCCCCAUCUAGCGACAGCACAGGCUCCAGUUCCCCGCCGAACGUGCGCACCUACUCCAAAAGCAGCCACGUUCCUAUGUGCAUACGUUGCGGUGGCGGAGACAAUGUGGCAGCACUUGUCCUGGGUGGGGCGAACCACCUCUGUCCCAAGUGUUCCAGUUCCAUCUUGCAGAUCGCAUAGUCUUACCUAACCAUCUGAGGCUCCAAACAUCUGAGUAACAUACGAGAGAGAGAGAGAAGCUGUCAACGUACACCAGAGAAACUAAUGAUAAAUUGGGAUCACAAGUAAACUUGUUUAUUUUUUACAUUGAUGCUAUUUCCUUAAUUAUGAUUAUCGAACUGGGAAAUGCAGGUUUAGAUAAAAAUUCAAAAGUUGAGUUCAUGUCCAAAAUUUUACUUUUUCAUUUAGCUGCUUUUUUUUUUUUUUUUUGCAAGUAGCGCAAGGGUUAAGUAGCGCUAGUUUACCUUCAUCUACAUGUUCUCUUUGUUUUCUCAUUUUAAAGGUAUUGAUUCUAUGUUUACAUUAUACAUGUGCCUGUUUCGAUGUCAACGUUACGUGAUAGGUAUGGGCUGGCAGUGUUGCUGCAAAACUCUGUAAAAAGUUUGUUUAGAUAGUAAACAUCGUUCCCUAAAACUCUCGCGAGAUUUGCAUUUGCCACUACCAAGGUUAGGUGUAGGGUUUCUGCGGGACGCCAGGUAUACCAUGUAUGAAUGUUGCAUGUAAGGCCACUUCCACACUAAUACAUUUUCUUUUGAAAGUGCAUUAAUUUAGCUAUGUUUACGCCUUUUAAUUUGCACAAGAAUGCCGUUUUCCUCCGCCGAAAGCCACAUACUUUGGAAACGGUGACGUUGUAAACUGAAAACAUGUUUCAAACAUGUUAGUGUGGACAUGGCCUUAGUCUUGCAAGACUUUGCAGAACAAGAGUUAACAUCUAGACACGACCCUAUACAAGCAUCUGAGGCCUCUAGUUUCUGUUUUUCCCACACUUGAGCCGAGAAGCUUGAGGUCCAAUGAGAGAGACGGAUGUCCUCCUGACAUUCAUCUUCCGGCUCUGAUGCCUGUACUUUAAACAUCUCCAUAAUCAUUACAAAACUUGGCGGUCGUAAAAUGGCUGCACAUCUCAUUCACGAAAUGCAAACAGAACAAAUUUUAUUGCAAAUUGAAUGUAAAGUAAUUAUUUUUUACUGUAAAUUGGGCCUCAUUCCAGAAAUUGGAGCUGAACAAAUUUCUGUGUAAAUUGCUCAUAAAUCUGUUCUUAUCAAAUAGUUGCAUUGAAUUCAAUGCGAUCAUUUUCGUUAGAACCGAUUGAGAGAAUACAAUUGUCCAUAUUUAUUGAAAAUUCCGUCACAACCUGAAAGUUGUGGAAUGUGGUUAUCACUUCCAUGAAAACAGAACUUUGAGCCUCAUUUAUGAAACACGAGGGAAACGCAUUUGUUUAAAUGGUUCCUAGAACCAUUCUUACGUAAAUUGUCGCAUUCUAGAACUUUUUAUUGUCAAAUAUUUGAAGUUACAUAACAUUGGUUUUAAGAACGAUGUACGCAGAAAUUCUACUUGUGAUUGAUGAAUAAGGACAAACGUCGUAUUCGAUUCAAUGUGACGAUUUACAUUAGAAUAUUUUACGAAUAAUUAUUUGUGAAUGAGGUGCAUUAUGCGCUCGCAUGUGUUCGUAACAACUCUUCUCAUCGCCUUAACUGAACGGGUCCAGCUGAGAUAUACGUGUCGGAGAGAAUGAAAAGGUUUACGGUAAUUUCUUAAAGCGCAGGUUUCGACACUGCUACUGUCGACUUUUUUUGUUUCGUAAUCUCUGAGAACUAAACACUAAAUUCAGAGAAACUUUAAGGCAUCAGUGAUCCAUAACCUGUCAAGAUUAACUUAUCUUUUUUUUUCUUUUUACAAUUUUGUAGUAUUUCUGGAGUUUAUAUUUCAUAUACAAAUGUAUAUAUGAGAUAUAUAUAUAUCAAGAUUAAAUCUAAGACUAUUUGGCAAGCAGUUGGCUGCUGUUUGCUUGGUAUUAGCUUGUAGAGAGAACUGACGUUAGGUACUAUAGAGCAGGAAUACGCACACCUGCACAUUGUCAUUAUCUAACAAUUUCUAAUCUGAGACAAAAAAGCCAAGGAUCCAAUACAUAUAUACGGUGUAUACACUGCAUUAGGUUUGCAUAUUACCAUAUUAUGAUCAAUAUAAAAGUCCUAUGUUAAACAUUACUUGGAAUUUUUGUUUAUCAAACAGAUUUUUUACCUUCACACUGCUACAAUGUUUCUGUAUUUGAUCAUUUUACUGUUCUUUUAUUACGUGUGUGUGUGUGUGUAUGUAUGUGCAUGUGUAUAUAUGUAUGGGUAUAUAUAUAUAUAUAUAUAUAUGUAUAUGCAGGGACAUUAAGGCAAAUAAGUUUUAUUCUUCAAGUUUAAAAUAGAUUUUAUGAUAAAUGGCCUUGCUGUCCUGUGGCCAAAGCACUGAUAUUAUAUAUUUGCUGUAAAAAAAAAAAAAUUAAGAUUUUUAUUUUUCUGAUAUUGAA
This is a messenger RNA of Xyrauchen texanus (razorback sucker), 4043 nucleotides long. Its product is annotated as RNA-binding E3 ubiquitin-protein ligase MEX3C-like. The transcript is spliced from 3 exons. The record is from RefSeq and is a predicted model, not a curated record. Lineage: Eukaryota; Metazoa; Chordata; Actinopteri; Cypriniformes; Catostomidae. Bases 98 to 1708 code for a protein of 536 amino acids. Gene Ontology annotation, molecular function: RNA binding.